Messenger RNA from Entelurus aequoreus (snake pipefish), 1376 nucleotides. It is a transcript of the gene chodl, whose product is annotated as chondrolectin. The transcript is spliced from 8 exons. Bases 262 to 1128 code for a protein of 288 amino acids. Lineage: Eukaryota; Metazoa; Chordata; Actinopteri; Syngnathiformes; Syngnathidae. Gene Ontology annotation, cellular component: cytoplasm. The record is from RefSeq and is a predicted model, not a curated record. Gene Ontology annotation, biological process: positive regulation of axonogenesis.
UUGAAAGAGCGUUAUUGAUUAGCGCUUCUGCUGUCCCACUAAAUGAAUUAGAUAAGUGUGUGUGUGUGUGUGCGCGUUGGCCCCCUAGGGCUCAAUGAAGAGGGGAGGCGGGGCCCCAGCAAGUGGGCGGGGUCACUGGAUAGCAGUUGCAGAGCCCCCCACACUGAAGAAGAGCAGGGAAAGGACAAGCAGCAAGCCAUGGAGGAAAAGGUGCUUUUACUUUGAAAUCGACCGAUCGCGUCACUUUCAAACCCCAAAAAGAUGACCUUCGACCUGAUGAGGCUGUGGAUCCUAAGCGUUGUCCUGGUCAGAGCAAUCCGCGGAGCGCGGGUGCUGAGUGGUCAGACGGUGUGUUUGGGCGAGGGAGCGCAGCCCUGCUACAAGAUGGCCUACUUCCACGACGUCUCCAGCCGCGUGGCCUUCAGGGAGGCCGAGCUGGCGUGUCACAUGGACGGCGGCUCGCUGCUCAGCAUUGAAAGUCCCUCCGAGCAGGAAGACAUCGAACACCUGCUGCAGGAGUUGCGCUCAGGAGCAGGAGGAGGCGGAGCUGGAAUAGCAGAUGGAGACUUCUGGAUCGGUCUGACUCGGGUGGACAGCGAGGACCAUAAAGCUCCCAACGUCGCCACUUCCUGUCCACAGCUCUACAGGUGGACCGAUGGCAGCAUGGCAACCUUCAGGAACUGGUAUUUCGACGAGCCGUCCUGUGGUGGAGAAUCCUGCGUGGUCAUGUACCACCAGCCGGCGGCACUUCCUGGAGUGGGCGGGGCUUACCUCUAUCAGUGGAAUGAUGACCGAUGCAACAUGAAGCACAACUUCAUCUGCAAAUAUUCACCGGGGCGCCAGCUGGGAGAGGAACAUGGCGGCACAGCUGGUGGGCGGGGCACAGAGGCCACACAGGACAGUGCUGGUGAGCUACUUCCUCCUCAGGUCACAUUAGCCGGAACCUCAGGCAUGCUGCUGCUCUAUGUCAUCAUUCCCACCAUUCCUCUCAUGCUGCUCAUCCUGGUGGCUGCUGGGAGUUGUUGUUUCCACACGCUCAGCAGAAGUCCGUCCCGCACCAAAGUAGCUGUGAGACAAUCCAACCUGUGGAUCUCCAAGGCGCCCAAGGCCGACGCCAUGGAGGUGUGACCGUCAAAGCUGCUGCCGAACACGCUUUAAACCAAUCAAGGGGAAAGGGGUGGAGUCUGCUAAUCAAAUGUAUGUGACAAUGUGACAUGUGAUCUUUAUUGUCCACUAAGAGCCAACAGGACAUCAAGCUAAUCAUGAAAUCAAGUUUGUUACUGAAAUAAGUAGUCAUUAAAACUUUCAGCGCUUCAGCCAUGUGAAAAAAUUUUGGUAUCUCUGGUAUUUAAGUUUUAUUGACAACUUUGCAUUAA